AUGAAUUUCACAUACACAUAUAAACUCAUGCCACAUCGGCCGUUGCGUGGUGCCAUCAGCCGGGUCGCCUUACUUGCUGCGUACAGCAGGGCGGGAUGGGGACCGCGUGAUCCUCACUGUGCCUACUACACUACAAGAUAUGGCUGCCAACUGAUGUCAAUGGCGUUCUUGUUGUCAGUUUCUAUUCAGAUUUCCUGA
Opisthorchis viverrini is the source of this 198-nucleotide messenger RNA. RefSeq lists its product as hypothetical. The transcript is spliced from 2 exons. The record is from RefSeq and is a predicted model, not a curated record. Lineage: Eukaryota; Metazoa; Platyhelminthes; Trematoda; Opisthorchiida; Opisthorchiidae. The coding region runs from base 1 to 198 and encodes 65 amino acids.